AUGGUUAACACAAAUCCAUAAAUAAGCUGCUUCUAAGAUCCACAGUUAAACUUAAUUAGCUCUAAACAAUGAUUCUGCAGUUUACAAUAUUUCAUAUCAUCUUAGCUCUAAUAUUCCCCAUAUUUCCUCCAUUAACAUCAGCACAACAAGAAGAUGGAAUCAUAGCACAGCAAGGUUGUAAUUCAACAUGCGGAACAAUGUCAAUUCCUUUUCCAUUCGGAAUGAAAGAACCUCGUUGUUAUGCAGACAAAUGGUUUGAAAUAGAGUGCAAAUUAGACAACAAUUCUCAAAAUCCAAAACCAUAUUUGAAGUCUUUAAAUCUUGAGGUAAAUAAUUUUUACCUGGACUUAGGCUUGGUUGAGAUUAUGAAUCCAAUUCAUCGUCCAAACUGUCGAAAAUAUAAUAACAAUAAAACCGUUAUUAUAAACCUUGGAGGCGGUCCUUUCAUAUAUUCACAGGAUUACAACAAAUUUCUAGCUGUUGGAUGUAACAAUCUUGCUUUUAUACAAUCAAGUGGAAACAUGGUUGGUGGUUGUGUAUCAAUUUGCGAUGACAACAACAUAAACAGCAAUUACUUCAAUUUGAGUAGUGAUGGUUGUAAUGGAAGAUAUUGUUGUGAAACUUCAUUGCCUAUGCAUCUUUCAGAAUAUAAUGCGACGUUACAAGGUUUAAGGGGACCAAAUAUUAGUGAGUGUAGCUAUGCUUUGAUUUUAAGUCGUCGUUGGGUAUAUUUUGAUGGGUUGUCAUCAUAUUUGAGUACUUAUUAUCUUGAGAAUUUUAAUAAGUUGGAGGAUAUGGAGUAUGCACCAGCAAUGCUUGAGUGGGAAAUUUUGAAUGAUAUGUUGAUUAAUUCUACAUUUCAACUUCCUUCAGAUUCAUAUUCAAAUUGUUAUGAUUCCCAAGUUACAUCCAUAAAUAACAGAAACACUGGUCGGCAAUGCCAAUGCUUCUCGGGUUACUUUGGCAAUCCCUACAUUGCUGGAGGCUGCACAGAAAGUGAAGUAUUCAAUAAUAAGAACAACCGGUCAAAGAAGUCGGCUAUUGUAGGGGUUUCAUCAAGUCUCGGAUCCAUAGGUUUCAUGAUUGGUCUAUGGUUAUUACACAAAGAUAUGAAGAAAAGAAUGAUAAAGAAACGAAAAGAAAAAUUCUUCAAAAGAAAUGGUGGUUUGUUGUUAAAACAAAGAAUGUCUUCAGGAGAAGUAAAUAUUGACAGAACUACUCUCUUCACCUUAAAGGAUCUAAAGAAAGCCACCGACAACUUCAAUAAGAAUAGAGUUCUUGGAAAAGGAGGUCAAGGAACAGUUUACAAAGGCAUGCUAGUAGACGGUAAAAUUGUUGCAGUGAAAAAGUUUAAGGUUGAAGGAAAGGUCGAAGAGUUUAUUAACGAGUUUGUUAUUCUUUCACAAAUCAACAAUAGAAAUGUGGUCAAGAUAUUAGGAUGUUGUUUGGAGACAGAAAUUCCAUUGCUUGUUUAUGAAUUCAUUCCUAAUGGUGACCUUUUUCAGUAUUUGCACGACCAAAAUGAAGACAUACCAAUGACAUGGGACAUGCGUUUGAGAAUUGGUACGGAAAUUGCUGGAGCAUUAUUUUACUUACACUCAAUUGCAUCUCAACCCAUUUAUCAUAGAGAUAUCAAAUCUACAAAUAUACUACUUGAUGAAAAAUAUAGGCCAAAAUUAGCAGAUUUCGGAGUAUCAAGAAUAAUUUCAAUUGAAGCUACUCACCUUACCACAGUAGUUCAAGGUACUUUUGGUUACUUAGACCCUGAGUACUUUCAUACAAGUCAAUUUACUGAGAAAAGUGAUGUGUACAGCUUCGGAGUUGUUCUUGCUGAACUUUUAACGGGUAAGAAGCCAAUAUCUGCAAUAGGAUCUGGGGAAUACCAAAAUUUAGCUUCCUAUUUUAUUCAGUGUAUAGAGGAGGAUAUGUUGUUUGAUAUUAUUGACAAAAGGGUUACGAAAGAAGGGGAGAAAGAACAUGUCGUUGCAGUUGCAAAUCUUGCGUAUAGAUGCUUAGAGUUGAACGGAAGAAAACGACCAACAAUGAAAGAAGUUACAUUAAAAUUGGAAGGGAUCAGGGGAUUGAAUAAGAAACUUAGUGCACAGCAAAACCAUGAGGAAAUUGAGCUUCCUGAAAUUGAAGAGCACCAACCUUGGGAUGAGUUUUCUACGUCGAGUUCAUUGCAAAUUGUUGACAGUCAAACAUACUCCACAGACUCGGAGGUUAUGCAUAUUAUUGAAUUAAAAUAGUUGGUUUGUAUGAUUUUUUUUUUUUUUGUUGAAUUUAUUUUUGUAACAUGUAUUAUAAACAAGAGUUUUCUUAGGCUUUGAAUAUCAUAUAGGGCAACGUUUGGUUAUUGAUAAUGAAUAAUGAAUUACACUGGAUUUUCUUACAAGUUAA
Molecule: messenger RNA, 2400 nt
Organism: Medicago truncatula (barrel medic)
Lineage: Eukaryota; Viridiplantae; Streptophyta; Magnoliopsida; Fabales; Fabaceae
Product: wall-associated receptor kinase-like 1
Exons: 3
Coding region: 69-2249 (726 amino acids)
Biological process (GO): cell surface receptor signaling pathway; protein phosphorylation
Cellular component (GO): plasma membrane
Molecular function (GO): ATP binding; protein serine/threonine kinase activity; polysaccharide binding
Source: RefSeq, a predicted model, not a curated record